AUGUAUCCUCCGCUCAAAAGGCCUGGGAACAAACAGAGGAUUUGGUGCGCAACCCGAAGAAAGUCACCUGAAAGGCCUGGUGCAUUUGUGGAACUACACAAGGCAGAGCAUCCCUCCACUCUGCACCUUUACGGCUCUGGCUGGCAGUUGGCGGUUCUGGCGCACUUGAAACGGGGAGGUGUUUGGUCAGCCAAGAUAACGCUGCAGAAGCCCGAGGACUCUCCACAGGCACAUCGGCCGGGGGAGAAGAGAACUCAUGUCAAGACUUUCUCCUCCUCGGACAGCCUAGCGAAGGUGCAGGAGGUAGCAAGCUGGCUUUUGGAGAUGAACCAGGAACUGCUGUCGGGGGACAGCAGCAGCAGGCAGAGUCGCAGAGCGGGGGCCCCUGGGGGGACGGGGGGCCGAGGUAACGCUUCCUCCACGGACCGGGCACCCCAGCAGGCUGGGGCCGAAGAGGGAGAUGAAGACGAGCACAUGAACAGAGUGGUUCUGGAAGAGCAGAGGCCUGCUGCGUCCCAAGUCGACCAAGAGAGAGAACAACCAUGGUCCUCCAACGGCCCUCACCCGCACCCCGAAGGCAGAGAGGAGGAAGAAGAGGAGCGCAGCGGCGAGGUGAAUGGACAGUCAAAGGGAGCUAUCCGCUGGUCUUGGAACUCCCAACAGAGAAGAGGCCGGAGCCAUGGCCCUGGACCUGGAGAGGAGGACGAAGAGGAGAACAAUAACAACAGUCACCUGGAGGAGGAGCAAAGGACAGAGGGUGGGGACGAGGAGAGGAGAGAGGAAGAGGAGGAAGAGGAGGAUGAAGAGGACAUGGACCAGGAAAGCGAUGACUUCGAGCCUUCAGCAGAGAGUGGCCAUGAAGAAGAGGAGGAGGAUGAGGAGGAAGAAAGCCCGCCAUCGCCCUCGAUAAGAAUUAGUGUGUCUGCGCCCAACAACCUGGACUCCAGCCGUUCGCACCAAAGCUCAUCCAACAAAAAGAUGAAGAGGAAGUUGGACCAUGGCCCCGAGGUCCGAUCGUUCCCUUCAGGAAAGAAGCCCUGCAAAGGCACCGAAUAUCCCUGCCCAGCUGGAAUCGUGCCAUGUCCGGCCACGCCCACAACCUUCGGCCACAUCCGCGCAGCAAACGGUCAGGGGCAGCAGAGGCGGCGCAUCACCUCCAUCCAGCCACCCACGGGUCUCCAAGAAUGGCUCCGAACAUUUCAGAGCUGGACUGGGCCCGAGAAGCUGCUGGCCUUGGAUGAGUUGAUCGACAGCUGCGAACCCACGCAAGUCAAGCAUAUGAUGCAGGUUAUCGAGCCGCAGUUUCAGCGAGACUUCAUUUCCCUGCUUCCCAAAGAGUAUGCAGAAGAUGAAGGCAGUUAA
This is a messenger RNA of Knipowitschia caucasica, 1362 nucleotides long. The record is from the annotation of a GenBank genome assembly. Lineage: Eukaryota; Metazoa; Chordata; Actinopteri; Gobiiformes; Gobiidae.